AUGGAGGCUGAUCGGAAGAAUAGCCAGGAAAAGAAGGCGUUUGACUCCGCGGAGUCAAAUACCACUACUUUUCAGACUACAGAGGCAAAGUUAUACCCUUCUGAAAGCCGUACCUCAUCUUAUGAAAAACCUCCCGAGACAGAGGGCUUUUUUAAAAAGUUAGUGAAUGACUUUCGACCAGCUCCGCCUACGGAUCGCCCAGAUGGUGUGGGCUUGAAACGAAAAUUGAACAAUCGUCACAUGCAGAUGAUUUCCAUCGGAGGUGCCAUUGGUAGUGGUUUGUAUGUUGGUUCAGGAAGCUCGUUGGCAGAUGGUGGUGCUGCUAGUCUUGUUAUCAACUAUUCAUUGAUUGGUAUUAUGAUGUUUUUCACCAUUUAUGCUUUGGGUGAAAUGUCUGUAGCAUAUCCUAUUGCCGGUGGUUUCAAUACCUAUGCAUUUCGAUUUAUCGAUCCCGCUUGGGGAUUUUCCCUUAGUUGGAAUUAUUUUAUAAAUUACUUUGUGACUUUUCCCUUGGAACUUACAACGUGUGCUAUUACGUUUCGAUUCUGGUCAGACAUAAAUAGUGCUGCCUGGAUCUCUAUUUUUUUGGUAGCUGUUAUUAUCAUCAAUUUACUGGGUGUUCGUGCAUACGGCGAAGUGGAGUUUAUUUUGAGUUUUAUUAAAGUCAUAGCUACAAUUGGCUUUAUUAUCUUGGCUAUUAUCAUUGAUUGCGGUGGUGUGCCCACUGAUCAUCGUGGGUACAUCGGCGGAAGUAUCAUUAGGCGGAAUGCAUUUCGUCAUGGAUUUAAAGGAUUUUGCUCUGUUUUUGUCACAGCCGCUUUCUCCUUUUCGGGUACGGAGGUUAUUGGUUUGGCUGCAGCUGAAACUGACGAUCCCAAGAGAACUUUACCCAAAAGUGUUCGCCAAAUUUUUUGGAGAAUUGCCUUGUUUUACAGCGUUUCUCUUUUGAUGAUUGGCCUUUUAAUUAGUCCUGAAGAUUCUCGACUGAUGGGAAAUCAAUCUGGUACCAGCACUUCUCCUUUUGUUUUAGCUAUUCAGGAAGCAAAUAUCAAAGGUCUUCCUUCCGUUUUCAAUGCUGUCAUUAUUGUUUCGGUUAUAUCUGUAACAAACACUAGUACGUAUACGGCCGGACGUACCCUGCAUGGUAUGGCCACUCUCAAACAUGCCCCAAGAGUUUUUCUUUAUACCGAUCGUCUUGGCCGCCCUUUGUUUGCUAUGCUGGUAGUCUUAGCCUUUGGGUUUUUUGCCUAUAUUAACGAGGCAAACACGAAGGGAAAUGAUAUUAGCGAUACAGUAUUUAAUUGGCUACUUGCUCUUACUGGUUUAUCCAACUUUUUCUGUUGGGCUAGUAUUUGCCUUUCCCAUAUCAUUUUCCGUAUUGCCUUCAAAAAACAAGGUCAUACAUUAGAUGAGCUAGCAUUUGUUUCUCCAAUGGGCGUUUGGGGUUCUUGCAUCGGCUUCGGUUUCAAUAUUUUAUGUCUUAUUGCCCAAUUUUACGUAUCACUAUUCCCCGUGGGUGGAAAACCUAAUGCCAGUGAUUUUUUCCAAGGAUACUUAGCUGCCGUUGUUGCUUUAAUCUUUUUUGUUGGUUAUAAGAUAUAUGAUCGCCGUUGCAUUCCUCCCCUUUCUCAACUGGACCUGAACACUGGUUUUCAUUCUGCAGAAUUCUACAAUAAUUAUGAUGAAGAUCAUCCAAGAAAAGAAAGAAGUAAGCUUGCAAAAGUUUGGUCAUCAUGUUGCUAG
Molecule: messenger RNA, 1743 nt
Organism: Schizosaccharomyces osmophilus
Lineage: Eukaryota; Fungi; Ascomycota; Schizosaccharomycetes; Schizosaccharomycetales; Schizosaccharomycetaceae
Product: plasma membrane arginine/lysine amino acid transmembrane transporter Cat1
Exons: 1
Coding region: 1-1743 (580 amino acids)
Biological process (GO): amino acid transmembrane transport
Cellular component (GO): membrane
Molecular function (GO): amino acid transmembrane transporter activity
Source: RefSeq, a predicted model, not a curated record